This is a messenger RNA of Trichoderma reesei QM6a, 1998 nucleotides long. RefSeq lists its product as uncharacterized. The coding region runs from base 1 to 1998 and encodes 665 amino acids. Gene Ontology annotation, biological process: DNA-templated transcription. The record is from RefSeq and is a predicted model, not a curated record. Gene Ontology annotation, molecular function: DNA binding; DNA-binding transcription factor activity, RNA polymerase II-specific; zinc ion binding. Gene Ontology annotation, cellular component: nucleus. The transcript has 6 exons. NCBI's taxonomy places the organism in Eukaryota, Fungi, Ascomycota, Sordariomycetes, Hypocreales, Hypocreaceae.
AUGCGAUCUGGAUUAUAUCCUCGCAGAGGCGGCAUUGGGGAGCCGAGAAAGGCGUCGUGCGUCUCCUGCUUACAGUCGAAUAGCCAGUGUGUACUGGCUGAGUCUCGCAGAGGGGGGAAUUUCCGGCGCUACGAACCGAACAAGAAGCAUCCUGCAAAGAAUCGCAAGGCCCCCAAGCGCGUCCCAGAUGCACCACCUAUGGCACUUGAAUCCAUGGAGAGGGAACCAAAGCGCAACGGCGAAAGAUUGAAUGGCGAUGCUAUUGUCGGGCAGCUGGUCUCCGAGCUUCGAAAUCCGUCAGACGCAUUGCAUAUACUCGCUCAAUCAGAAAAGGGCGAGUCGGCUGCGUCGUCCACGUUGCCGGAGGGGGAGCCCAACAAUCUCUCAAAUGGACCGUCAAACGCUACAUUUCUUGAUGAGUAUAAGUUGGUCGAGAGCGGACUCAUCCACCGUACCGCCAUCUUCGAAUUGUUGCAUAUUUAUUCCCGCAACUAUCAUCCUUAUUGUCCCAUUGUGCCGGCAUACAUGCUUGGCCCGUCUGCUAUUGACAGAAUUCUCAAAUCCGACUUUUUCCUGCUUACAGUCGUCCUCACAAUCGCGUCUAGAGACUCGCCAUCCCACUCGCUCAUCCAUCGAUACUGCUGGGAUUACGCCCAAAGGCUCUUGUUAGAAGUGCUCCUCGGACAUCCCUGGACCCUCAAGUCUCGAACAGUUGAGAGCCUGCUGCUUUUGUCGGAAUGGCUUCCGCAUAUUGAGCUGACGCAUGGAGCGCUGAAGGAGGAUAAAAGUAUCUUCCUUGAAGACAGAACAUCAUGGUCCCUCGUGGGUUUGGCGGUUCGACAAGCAUACUUGAUGCGCUUGGAUCAAGGUGCUUUCCCGAAUACCGUGAUGCAGCAGGAGACCAAAGAACAGGCAGAGCAUAAACGACUCAUCUGGACAUUCGUCUACAUUGCAGAUCGACAGAUAUCCGUUCGCUUGGGGCAGUCCUUUUGGUCUCGCGGUCCGUCUCUUUCCACACGCUUCACAUCGAAAGACUUUCCUAGCCUGCAGCCUUGCUUCCACGACAGCCAGGAUGAUUAUGCGUCUGUCCACCAGGCUACGAUGGAGCUAAUCCAGCUCAUGCACAACGCCCAGGGCAUCCUAUAUGCCUCACCGAAGCGCACGUUAGCGAUCGUCCAUGAUGGCGAUUACAGUCGUUACCUCGACGACUUCCAGCGAGCAGCAAUGAACUGGCAAGCGACCUGGAACGACCUCGCCGUGUCGCCCAGAGUCAAACGUUCUUUGUCCCUCAUCUACGAAUACCUAUGUCUUUACGUCAAUGCAUUCUCCUUUCAAGCGGUUUUGACAAGAUUGUCGACCCCACCGCAGCCUUCUGGUCACAGUCAUUGUACUGGACAGAAUGGGAAGCCUUUCAGCAAAGGCAUAAUGAACUCUGCCGACGGAAGAUACGUUUGGGACGCUAUUACGGCGGCUAACAAUACGCUGAAGCUCAUGAACGAGUUCGAACCUGAGCAAGAGCUAUGCUACUUGCCUAUGAGACGUCAAGAAACUGCAACGUUGGUUCACAAGUUUAUCUCGGCGUUGGACAAGACUACACCCAACAGAUCUCACAUCGGCCACAGAUAUAGCCAGCUACUCAGGAAUCUUUGGCAAAAAGGACAACGCGGAUCGGAAAAAGCUAGGAACACGUGCGAGGCAUCUAUAGUCCUGCUUCCGACCGCAACCAAACAGCAGCUACCAAGGCCAGAAUUGCUUUCGGCUCCAUCACCUUCUUCAGCAACCAGCUGUGACCAUAGCAACGACUCAGCAGAGGCAGGUUUGCUUCAUCCCCAGAUUUCUGCCUUGCAUCCGGAACUUCCAGAUUCCUCUUCAAUGCAAGAGUAUCCAUUUGGGCCCUUCAUCAAUAUGCCAGACUUUGAGCUAGCGAGUUAUGGAAACCCCAUGAACGAUAUAGCACACUCCUCUCUCAAUUGGGGCACAAACUUCAUUGCAUUAUAG